Messenger RNA from Cyphomyrmex costatus, 1055 nucleotides. RefSeq names its product inositol polyphosphate-5-phosphatase A (gene 5PtaseI). NCBI's taxonomy places the organism in Eukaryota, Metazoa, Arthropoda, Insecta, Hymenoptera, Formicidae. Gene Ontology annotation, molecular function: inositol-polyphosphate 5-phosphatase activity. The transcript has 7 exons. Gene Ontology annotation, biological process: phosphatidylinositol dephosphorylation. The record is from RefSeq and is a predicted model, not a curated record. The annotation marks the transcript as partial.
ACGUAGCGGGAGAGACAGAUAGAUAGAGCAAGAUAGGAACGACCAACCGAUAGAGCGACGUCUGUUCCGUUAGUAGUGUACGAGUGCGUGCGAGCGACGUGUGCGCUGCUGCUGCUGCUUGUCCGUUGUCGUCACUGUCGCCGCCGUCGUCAUCAGUGUAGUGCGGUUCAGUUUGGUUCGCGAGAGUGUAGACAAGUUGUGACUCCGCGGCAACGGAAUCGUCAUCGUCCAACCGACAGCCGUCGUGGUGCGAACGAUCCCGCGCCCUCGAGGAUCAAUAAACUCGGAGACCAAAGCUCCAAAAAAUCAGCUUACCAACAAAUCCAACCACGAGAAUGGCGGGCAACGCUGUCCCAGUCCUCCUCAUCACCGCGAACGUCGGCAGCAUCUUCGAAGAGCCUAGUGUCAUGCUGAAAAUAUGGACGGAAGAGUUUUUAUCCACCAUAUCGAGGCUGGAUCCGAAAUUUAUAGCGCUGCACUGCCAAGAAGUAGGUGGAAAGAAUUACGAGCAGAGUAUGAGGCACGUGGAGGACUUUGUUAGAUUACUUAUGUCGUCGGAAGAAUUAAGGUUGUUUGACAAAAUUAGGGUAUUUCUUGACGAGGAUUAUUCAUCCGCUGAACAUUUCACAGCUCUAGGAAAUUUCUACUUCGUGCACGAAUCCUUAAACGAUGUUUUAUUAUGGGAUUUUAAUGAAUUAUCUUUUAUACCUGUAAAUGGGAAAGAUGUCCACUCGGGCAACAUAGAAGCAGUUAGUACCAAAGAGAAAGCUAAGUUUCCUCAAGAAUUUUUUCCAGAAUGCAAAUGGUCCAGAAAGGGUUUUCUACGUACUCGAUGGAGUAUUAGUGGAACAGUUUUUGAUCUCAUAAACAUACACUUAUUUCAUGACGCAAGCAAUUUUAUUGCUAUGGAGACGUUUCCAUCAGUAUAUAGUAAAACGCGCAGAAGAGCGCUUGAGCACACAUUAGAUAAAUUUCAUAAUGACAAAUAUCCGAAUGUGCCGUAUUUUUUAUUUGGUGAUUUUAAUUUUAGGACAGACACAGCAAGUGUGAUAAAG